Molecule: messenger RNA, 852 nt
Organism: Patella vulgata (common limpet)
Lineage: Eukaryota; Metazoa; Mollusca; Gastropoda; Patellidae
Product: chitotriosidase-1
Exons: 8
Coding region: 1-852 (283 amino acids)
Biological process (GO): chitin catabolic process; carbohydrate metabolic process
Cellular component (GO): extracellular region
Molecular function (GO): chitinase activity; chitin binding
Source: RefSeq, a predicted model, not a curated record
AUGGACAAACCUCAGUACAGAAGGGUGUGUUAUUUGACGAACAGGUCGAGGUUCAGACAAUCCCAAGCCCAGUUUUUACCGGGUUUGAUUGAUCCAUUUCUUUGUACUCACAUCAUCUACAGCUUCGCUGAUUUUGCUGUUAAUGGCAAUAUAUUUGCAGACAGAGAAGACCAGACAGAAUAUGAUAUGUAUGCCCAACUCAAUUCUUUAAAGAAUACCAAUCCUAAACUUAAAACUAUACUGACCGUUGGUGGAUGGCUCGAAGGUGGAUCGGAUUUCUCAGAUAUGGUAGCAUCGUUGACAGCCAGGUCACAAUUCGUGCAGAGUGCAAUAAGGUUUUUGAGAGAAAAUGGAUUUGAUGGUCUCGAAAUUAGCUGGCAGUUUCCUGGAUCUAGAGGGGGAAUUGAAGGAAGGUACCUCGACUUUGCCACCAUUAUGACGUAUGAUUUACAUGGAUCAUGGGAUACGACUACAGGAUGCAACAGUCCACUUUAUCCCAGAAGUAGUGAAAGGGCAGAGGAAAGAGAACUGAAUAUGGAUUUUGCGGCAAAGAUGUGGGAACAAAAAGGAUUACCAAAAGAAAAGAUCAAUAUAGGAUUUGCGACUUAUGGUAGAUCCUUUACAUUGGAAGACAGUGAAAAGUUUGGUAUUGGUGCAGCAGCUGCAGGUCCUGGUGCACCAGGUGAUCUAACUGAAGAAGCUGGUUUUCUAUCGUAUAUGGAGAUCUGUAAGAAAAGGAGCAACCCGGGAGUUAAUAUUUUCUAUGAUGAAGAACAGAAAUGUACCUAUGUAGUGUCCGAUGAUCAAUGGACGGGUUUUGAUGAUUUAGCCAGUUUCGCGACCAAGAAAUAG